Closterium sp. Naga37s-1 is the source of this 11774-nucleotide messenger RNA. The record is from the annotation of a GenBank genome assembly. Lineage: Eukaryota; Viridiplantae; Streptophyta; Zygnematophyceae; Desmidiales; Closteriaceae.
AAGUACCGUCGAGGCUGGAUGCGCUGAAGGGGCUGAAGAGGCUCGAGAUCACGGGUUGUCGGCAGCUCAGUGGACCCCCUGCCGGUCUGCCCCCCACUCUUGAGACCCUCUACUUGGGGCCAUUCAAGCAUGGCCCUUCUCAUUCUGUGGACAUCUCGGUGCUGUGGCAGCUGAGGGCGCCGUCUGCCUCUCCCGUCUGCCUCUCCCGUCUGCCUCUCCCGUCUGCCUCUCCCGUCUGCCUCUCCCGUGUCUGCCUCUCCCGUCUGCCUCUCCCGUGUCUGCCUCUCCCGUCUGCCUCUCCCGUCUGCCUCUCCCGUCUGCCUCUCCCGUCUGCCUCUCCCGUCUGCCUCUCCCGUCUGCCUCUCCCGUCUGCCUCUCCCGUCUGCCUCUCCCGUCUGCCUCUCCCGUCUGCCUCUCCCGUCUGCCUCUCCCGUCUGCCUCUCCCGUCUGCCUCUCCCGUCUGCCUCUCCCGUCUGCCUCUCCCGUCUGCCUCUCCCGUGUCUGCCUCUCCCGUCUGCCUCUCCCGUGUCUGCCUCUCCCGUCUGCCUCUCCGUCUGCCUCUCCCGUCUGCCUCUCCCGUCUGCCUCUCCCGUCUGCCUCUCCCGUCUGCCUCUCCCGUCUGCCUCUCCCGUCUGCCUCUCCCGUCUGCCUCUCCCGUCUGCCUCUCCCGUCUGCCUCUCCCGUCUGCCUCUCCCGUCUGCCUCUCCCGUCUGCCUCUCCCGUCUGCCUCUCCCGUCUGCCUCGUCUCCUCUCCCGUCUGCCUCUCCCGUCUGCCUCUCCCGUCUGCCUCUCCCGUCUGCCUCUCCCGUCUGCCUCUCCCGUCUGCCUCUCCCGUCUGCCUCUCCCGUCUGCCUCUCCCGUCUGCCUCUCCCGUCUGCCUCUCCCGUCUGCCUCUCCCGUCUGCCUCUCCCGUCUGCCUCUCCCGUCUGCCUCUCCCGUCUGCCUCUCCCGUCUGCCUCUCCCGUCUGCCUCUCCCGUCUGCCUCUCCCGUCUGCCUCUCCCGUCUGCCUCUCCCGUCUGCCUCUCCCGUCUGCCUCUCCCGUCUGCCUCUCCCGUCUGCCUCUCCCGUCUGCCUCUCCCGUCUGCCUCUCCCGUCUGCCUCUCCCGUCUGCCUCUCCCGUCUGCCUCUCCCGUCUGCCUCUCCCGUCUGCUGCCUCUCCCGUCUGCCUCUCCCGUCGCCUCUACCCGUCUGCCUCUCCCGUCUGACUCUCCCGUCUGCCUCUCCCAGUCUGCCUCUCCCGUCUGCCUCUCCCGUCUGCCUCUCCCGUCUGCCUCUCCCGUCUGCCUCUCCCGUCUGCCUCUCCCGUCUGCCUCUCUCCGUCUGCCUCUCCCGUCUGCCUCUCCCGUCUGCCUCUCCCGUCUGCCUCUCCCGUCUGCCCUCCCGUCCUGCCUCUCCCGUCUGCCUCUCCCGUGUCUGCCUCUCCCGUCUGCCUCUCCCGUCUGCUCUCCCGUCUGCCUCUUAUCCCGUCUGCCUCUCCCGUCUGCCUCUCCCGUCUGCCUUGCCUCUCCCGUCUGCCUCUCCCGUCUGCCUCUCCCGUCUGCCUCUCCCGUCUGCCUCUCCCGUCUGCCUCUCCCGUCUGCCUCUCCCGUCUGCCUCUCCCGUCUGCCUCUCCCGUCUGCCUCUCCCGUCUGCCUCUCCCGUCUGCCUCUCCCGUCUGCCUCUCCCGUCUGCCUCUCCCGUCUGCCUCUCCCGUCUGCCUCUCCCGUCUGCCUCUCCCGUCUGCCUCUCCCGUCUGCCUCUCCCGUCUGCCUCUCCCGUCUGCCUCUCCCGUCUGCCUCUCCCGUCUGCCUCUCCCGUCUGCCUCUCCCGUCUGCCUCUCCCGUCUGCCUCUCCCGUCUGCCUCUCCCGUCUGCCUCUCCCGUCUGCCUCUCCCGUCUGCCUCUCCCGUCUGCCUCUCCCGUCUGCCUCUCCCGUCUGCCUCUCCCGUCUGCCUCUCCCGUCUGCCUCUCCCGUCUGCCUCUCCCGUCUGCCUCUCCCGUCUGCCUCUCCCGUCUGCCUCUCCCGUCUGCCUCUCCGUCUGCCUCUCCCGUCUGCCUCUCCCGUCUGCCUCUCCCGUCUGCCUCUCCCGUCUGCCUCUCCCGUCUGCCUCUCCCGUCUGCCUCUCCCGUCUGCCUCUCCCGUCUGCCUCUCCCGUCUGCCUCUCCCGUCUGCCUCUCCCGUCUGCCUCUCCCGUCUGCCUCUCCCGUCUGCCUCUCCCGUCUGCCUCUCCCGUCUGCCUCUCCGUCUGCCUCUCCCGUCUGCCUCUCCCGUCUGCCUCUCCCGUCUGCCUCUCCCGUCUGCCUCUCCCGUCUGCCUCUCCCGUCUGCCUCUCCCGUCUGCCUCUCCCGUCUGCCUCUCCCGUCUGCCUCUCCCGUCUGCCUCUCCCGUCUGCCUCUCCCGUCUGCCUCUCCCGUCUGCCUCUCCCGUCUGCCUCUCCCGUCUGCCUCUCCCGUCUGCCUCUCCCGUCUGCCUCUCCCGUCUGCCUCUCCCGUCUGCCUCUCCCGUCUGCCUCUCCCGUCUGCCUCUCCCGUCUGCCUCUCCCGUCUGCCUCUCCCGUCUGCCUCUCCCGUCUGCCUCUCCCGUCUGCCUCUCCCGUCUGCCUCUCCCGUCUGCCUCUCCCGUCUGCCUCUCCCGUCUGCCUCUCCCGUCUGCCUCUCCCGUCUGCCUCUCCCGUCUGCCUCUCCCGUCUGCCUCUCCCGUCUGCCUCUCCCGUCUGCCUCUCCCGUCUGCCUCUCCCGUGUCUGCCUCUCCGUCUGCCUCUCCCGUGUCUGCCUCUCCGUCGCCUCUCCCGUCUGCCUCUCCCGUCUGCCUCUCCCGUCUGCCUCUCCGUCUGCCUCUCCCGUCUGCCUCUCCCGUCUGCCUCUCCCGUCUGCCUCUCCGUCUGCCUCUCCCGUCUGCCUCUCCUGUCUGCCUCUCCCGUCUGCCUCUCCCGUCUGCCUCUCCCGUCUGCCUCUCCCGUCUGCCUCUCCCGUCUGCCUCUCCCGUCUGCCUCUCCCGUCUGCCUCUCCCGUCUGCCUCUCCCGUCUGCCUCUCCCUGUCUGCCUCUCCCGUCUGCCUCUCCCGUGUCUGCCUCUCCCGUGUCUGCCUCUCCCGUCUGCCUCUCCCGUCUGCCUCUCCCGUCUGCCUCUCCCGUCUGCCUCUCCCGUCUGCCUCUCCCGUCUGCCUCUCCCGUCUGCCUCUCCCGUCUGCCUCUCCCGUCUGCCUCUCCCGUCUGCCUCUCCCGUCUGCCUCUCCCGUCUGCCUCUCCCGUCUGCCUCUCCCGUCUGCCUCUCCCGUCUGCCUCUCCCGUCUGCCUCUCCCGUCUGCCUCUCCCGUUCUGCCUCUCCCGUCUGCCUCUCCCGUCUGCCUCUCCCGUGUCUGCCUCUCCCGUCUGCCUCUCCCGUCUGCCUCUCCCGUCUGCCUCUCCCGUCUGCCUCUCCCGUCUGCCUCUCCCGUCUGCCUCUCCCGUCUGCCUCUCCCGUCUGCCUCUCCCGUCUGCCUCUCCCGUCUGCCUCUCCCGUCUGCCUCUCCCGUCUGCCUCUCCCGUCUGCCUCUCCCGUCUGCCUCUCCCGUCUGCCUCUCCCGGUCUGCCUCUCCCGUCUGCCUCUCCCGUCUGCCUCUCCCGUCUGCCUCUCCCGUCUGCCUCUCCCGUCUGCCUCUCCCGUCUGCCUCUCCCGUCUGCCUCUCCCGUCUGCCUCUCCGUCUGCCUCUCCCGUCUGCCUCUCCCGUCUGCCUCUCCCGUCUGCCUCUCCCGUCUGCCUCUCCCGUCUGCCUCUCCCGUCUGCCUCUCCCGUCUGCCUCUCCCGUCUGCCUCUCCCGUCUGCCUCUCCCGUCUGCCUCUCCCGUCUGCCUCUCCCGUCUGCCUCUCCCGUCUGCCUCUCCCGUCUGCCUCUCCCGUCUGCCUCUCCCGUGUCUGCCUCUCCCGUCUGCCUCUCCCCGUCUGCCUCUCCGUCUGCCUCUCCCGUCUGCCUCUCCCGUCUGCCUCUCCCGUCUGCCUCUCCCGUCUGCCUCUCCCGUCUGCCUCUCCCGUCUGCCUCUCCCGUCUGCCUCUCCCGUCUGCCUCUCCCGUCUGCCUCUCCCGUCUGCCUCUCCCGUCUGCCUCUCCCGUCUGCCUCUCCCGUCUGCCUCUCCCGUCUGCCUCUCCCGUCUGCCUCUCCCGUCUGCCUCUCCCGUCUGCCUCUCCCGUCUGCCUCUCCCGUCUGCCUCUCCCGUCUGCCUCUCCCGUCUGCCUCUCUCGUCUGCCUCUCCCGUCUGCCUCUCCCGUGUCUGCCUCUCCCGUCUGCCUCUCCCGUGUCUGCCUCUCCCGUCUGCCUCUCCCGUCUGCCUCUCCCGUCUGCCUCUCCCGUCUGCCUCUCCCGUCUGCCUCUCCCGUCUGCCUCUCCCGUCUGCCUCUCCCGUCUGCCUCUCCCGUCUGCCUCUCCCGUCUGCCUCUCCCGUCUGCCUCUCCCGUCUGCCUCUCCCGUCUGCCUCUCCCGUCUGCCUCUCCCGUGCCUGCCUCUCCCGUGCCUGCCUCUCCCGUCUGCCUCUCCCGUCUGCCUCUCCCGUCUGCCUCUCCCGUGCCUGCCUCUCCCGUCUGCCUCUCCCGUCUGCCUCUCCCGUCUGCCUCUCCCGUCUGCCUCUCCCGUCUGCCUCUCCCGUCUGCCUCUCCCGUCUGCCUCUCCCGUCUGCCUCUCCCGUCUGCCUCUCCCGUCUGCCUCUCCCGUCUGCCUCUCCCGUGCCUGCCUCUCCCGUGCCUGCCUCUCCCGUCUGCCUCUCCCGUGCCUGCCUCUCCCGUGCCUGCCUCUCCCGUGCCUGCCUCUCCCGUGCCUGCCUCUCCCGUGCCUGCCUCUCCCGUGCCUGCCACUCCCGUGCCUGCCUCUCCCGUGCCUGCCUCUCCCGUGCCUGCCUCUCCCGUGCGUGCCUCUCCCGUGCCUGCCUCUCCCGUGCCUGCCUCUCCCGUGCCUGCCUCUCCCGUGCCUGCCUCUCCCGUGCCUGCCUCUCCCGUGCCUGCCUCUCCCGUGCCUGCCUCUCCCGUGCCUGCCUCUCCCGUGCCUGCCUCUCCCGUGCCUGCCUCUCCCGUGCCUGCCUCUCCCGUGCCUGCCUCUCCCGUGCCUGCCUCUCCCGUGCCUGCCUCUCCCGUGCCUGCCUCUCCCGUGCCUGCCUCUCCCGUGCCUGCCUCUCCCGUGCCUGCCUCUCCCGUGCCUGCCUCUCCCGUGCCUGCCUCUCCCGUGCCUGCCUCUCCCGUGCCUGCCUCUCCCGUGCCUGCCUCUCCCGUGCCUGCCUCUCCCGUGCCUGCCUCUCCCGUGCCUGCCUCUCCCGUGCCUGCCUCUCCCGUGCCUGCCUCUCCCGUGCCUGCCUCUCCCGUGCCUGCCUCUCCCGUGCCUGCCUCUCCCGUGCCUGCCUCUCCCGUGCCUGCCUCUCCCGUGCCUGCCUCUCCCGUGCCUGCCUCUCCCGUGCCUGCCUCUCCCGUGCCUGCCUCUCCCGUGCCUGCCUCUCCCGUGCCUGCCUCUCCCGUGCCUGCCUCUCCCGUGCCUGCCUCUCCCGUGCCUGCCUCUCCCGUGCCUGCCUCUCCCGUGCCUGCCUCUCCCGUGCCUGCCUCUCCCGUGCCUGCCUCUCCCGUGCCUGCCUCUCCCGUGCCUGCCUCUCCCGUGCCUGCCUCUCCCGUGCCUGCCUCUCCCGUGCCUGCCUCUCCCGUGCCUGCCUCUCCCGUGCCUGCCUCUCCCGUGCCUGCCUCUCCCGUGCCUGCCUCUCCCGUGCCUGCCUCUCCCGUGCCUGCCUCUCCCGUGCCGUGCCUCUCCCGUGCCUGCCUCUCCCGUGCCUGCCUCUCCCGUGCCUGCCUCUCCCGUGCCUGCCUCUCCCGUGCCUGCCUCUCCCGUGCCUGCCUCUCCCGUGCCUGCCUCUCCCGUGCCUGCCUCUCCCGUGCCUGCCUCUCCCGUGCCUGCCUCUCCCGUGCCUGCCUCUCCCGUGCCUGCCUCUCCCGUGCCUGCCUCUCCCGUGCCUGCCUCUCCCGUGCCUGCCUCUCCCGUGCCUGCCUCUCCCGUGCCUGCCUCUCCCGUGCCUGCCUCUCCCGUGCCUGCCUCUCCCGUGCCUGCCUCUCCCGUGCCUGCCUCUCCCGUGCCUGCCUCUCCCGUGCCUGCCUCUCCCGUGCCUGCCUCUCCCGUGCCUGCCUCUCCCGUGCCUGCCUCUCCCGUGCCUGCCUCUCCCGUGCCUGGCCUCUCCCCGUGCCUGCCUCUCCCGUGCCUGCCUCUCCCGUGCCUGCCUCUCCCGUGCCUGCCUCUCCCGUGCCUGCCUCUCCCGUGCCUGCCUCUCCCGUGCCUGCCUCUCCCGUGCCUGCCUCUCCCGUGCCUGCCUCUCCCGUGCCUGCCUCUCCCGUGCCUGCCUCUCCCGUGCCUGCCUCUCCCGUGCCUGCCUCUCCCGUGCCUGCCUCUCCCGUGCCUGCCUCUCCCGUGCCUGCCUCUCCCGUGCCUGCCUCUCCCGUGCCUGCCUCUCCCGUGCCUGCCUCUCCCGUGCCUGCCUCUCCCGUGCCUGCCUCUCCCGUGCCUGCCUCUCCCGUGCCUGCCUCUCCCGUGCCUGCCUCUCCCGUGCCUGCCUCUCCCGUGCCUGCUCUCCCGUGCCUGCCUCUCCCGUGCCUGCCUCUCCCGUGCCUGCCUCUCCCGUGCCUGCCUCUCCCGUGCCUGCCUCUCCCGUGCCUGCCCUCUCCCGUUGCCUGCCUCUCCCGUGCCUGCCUCUCCCGUGCCUGCCUCUCCCAGUGCCUGCCUCUCCCGUGCCUGCCUCUCCCGUGCCUGCCUCUCCCGUGCCUGCCUCUCCCGUGCCUGCCUCUCCCGUGCCUGCCUCUCCCGUGCCUCGCCUCUCUCCCGUGCCUGCCCUCUCCCGUGCCUGCCUCUCCCGUGCCUGCCUCUCCCGUGCCUGCCUCUCUCCGUGCCUGCCUCUCCCGUGCCUGCCUCUCCCGUGCCUGCCUCUCCCGUGCCUGCCUCUCCCGUGCCUGCUCUCCCGUGCCUGCCUCUCCCGUGCCUGCCUCUCCCGUGCCUGCCUCUCCCGUGCCUGCCUCUCCCGUGCCUCCUGCCUUCCCCUCCCGUGCCUGCCUCUCCCGUGCCUGCCCUCUCCCGUGCCUGCCUCUCCCGUGCCUGCCUCUCCCGUGCCUGCCUCUCCCGUGCCUGCCUCUCCCGUGCCUGCCUCUCCCGUGCCUGCCUCUCCCGUGCCUGCCUCUCCCGUGCCUGCCUCUCCCGUGCCUGCCUCUCCCGUGCCUGCCUCUCCCGUUGCCUGCCUCUCCCGUGCCUGCCUCUCCCGUGCCUGCCUCUCCCGUGCCUGCCUCUCCCGUGCCUGCCUCUCCCGUGCCUGCCUCUCCCGUGCCUGCCUCUCCCGUGCCUGCCUCUCCCGUGCUCCUGCCUCUCCCGUGCCUGCCUCUCCCGUGCCUGCCUCUCCCGUGCCUGCCUCUCCCGUGCCUGCCUCUCCCGUGCCUGCCUCUCCCGUGCCUGCCUCUCCCGUGCCUGCCUCUCCCGUGCCUGCCUCUCCCGUGCCUGCCUCUCCCGUGCCUGCCUCUCCCGUGCCUGCCUCUCCCGUGCCUGCCUCUCCCGUGCCUGCCUCUCCCGUGCCUGCCUCUCCCGUGCCUGCCUCUCCCGUGCCUGCCUCUCCCGUGCCUGCCUCUCCCGUGCCUGCCUCUCCCGUGCCUGCCUCUCCCGUGCCUGCCUCUCCCGUGCCUGCCUCUCCCGUGCCUGCCUCUCCCGUGCCUGCCUCUCCCGUGCCUGCCUCUCCCGUGCCUGCCUCUCCCGUGCCUGCCUCUCCCGUGCCUGCCUCUCCCGUGCCUGCCUCUCCCGUGCCUGCCUCUCCCGUGCCUGCCUCUCCCGUGCCUGCCUCUCCCGUGCCUGCCUCUCCCGUGCCUGCCUCUCCCGUGCCUGCCUCUCCCGUGCCUGCCUCUCCCGUGCCUGCCUCUCCCGUGCCUGCCUCUCCCGUGCCUGCCUCUCCCGUGCCUGCCUCUCCCGUGCCUGCCUCUCCCGUGCCUGCCUCUCCCGUGCCUGCCUCUCCCGUGCCUGCCUCUCCCGUGCCUGCCUCUCCCGUGCCUGCCUCUCCCGUGCCUGCCUCUCCCGUGCCUGCCUCUCCCGUGCCUGCCUCUCCCGUGCCUGCCUCUCCCGUGUCCUCCUCUCCCGUGCCUGCCUCUCCCGUGCCUGCCUCUCCCGUGCCUGCCUCUCCCGUGCCUGCCUCUCCCGUGCCUGCCUCCCGCCCUGCGCCCGGCAUGCAUGCCUUCCCUGUGGGGCCACACCACACCACAGCGCGCCUGGCGGGGGGGUCACUGGCGGCGGCCAUCAGGGCGCCCGACAUGUUUGCUCGAGUGUACCUCGCUCGCCUCUGUGCUGCCCUCGUGCACGCCUCCCAGAUCUACGGUGCGCGCCACACCACCACCUCUGUUCUCACCUGCUGCUUCAUGUGCAAAUUGACUGCUUCUCAUCCAAUCGUCCUCUCUGCGCGCCUCUUCCCUGCCCCACUCCCUCCCUUCACCGCCUGCAGAACGGCGCAGAGGGCGGAUGGGUGGCAGAUUCUGACCACCUCUCUCAUGGACACGCGCGGGGCGGCCAGGGACCUUGCGGGCGGCAAGGCCGGCGGCUCCAAGGAGAAGGAGGCCAUGCCCCUGCCGCCCUCCUACGACCUCGUGCUCAAGGUGGUGGCGCAUCGGGUGGACUAUGCGCUGCGCAGCACAUCACGCCCCAUGCUGCACGCGGCGCUGAGGGCGGUGGCGGAGGUGGGCAAGGCGCGCGCGGCAGCACUCUCGCUGGGGCUCUUCACGGAGGCGCCAACCCUGCCACAGGACGACGCAUCUGACUUCCAGCAGGGUUUGUGCGCCGCCCUCUCCGUGCCCUCUCUCUCGCCCCCUUUGCUCGUUGCUGCUCUACCUCCGCUCGUUACACUUGGAUUCUCGAUGGGCAAGCAGGCGGCCUCCAAGGAGAAGGUGACGGUGGACUCGCUGCUGGCAGCCCUCAUGGAGGCCGUGCGCUGCACCGUCGCCUGCGAGUGCGUCUACGUGCGCGCUCAGGCAAGUCCACUUCACUGCGCGCCCAGGCAAGUCCACAUGCGCCCAGGCAAGUCCACAUGUGUGUUUUGGCCUUUUUGUGAGGCAAGCUAUGAAAACAUUUUUGCGAUUCUGCUUUGUGCUGCUGGUAUGCACAUGUGGGUGCGGGCGGGGUGGCAGGCGCUGAAGGCGAUGAUAUGGAUGCAGAGUGAGUACGAGUCGAGCGCGGAGCUCAAGGCCACGCUGCUGGGCGAGCUGGACGACCCCGCCUGGCCCGCCGCUCUCCUCAACGACCUCCUUCUCACCCUGCACGCGCGCUUCAAGGCCACGCCAGACAUGGCAGUCACCAUUCUGGACCUCGCCAGCCUCUUCGUCACAAGGGUGCCUUCCAAAGUCGACACCACCACCCUGCAGGCGCUCUGGAAGACGUGUCUGGUGGGGUGUGGUCCGCAGGGCAAGCAUCUGGCGCUGGAGGCCGUCAGCACCGUGCUCGACCUGCCUCCCCCGCCGCCGCCCCAGCUGCCCUCCUCUCACGGCGCUGCUGCUGUCAGCGCAGCGCCCAUCUCACACCCGCGCUCCGCCAUCGCCCUCCAGCGCAUCACCCACGCCGCUGUACGCCCUCUCUUGGCAGUGCCACCUGCCACCUCAAGCCCUUUCCACACACUCCUCUCUGCUCUUCCCAUUCCUCUCUGCUCCAAGCACUCCUUCAACGCCCUCCGCAACCCCGCCCUUCCCACCACUACACAACCCCUGCCACACCUCUCCUAUCUGCCUUCUCGUCCUGCCCUUCCCCUUCCCCUUCCCCUUCCCCACUCCACCCAUCGCCUCCUGCAGAUCUGGUUUCUGGGGGAGAACGCCAACUUUGCGGCGGGCGAGUACGCGUGGGAGAGUGCGACGCCGCCCGGGGCGGCGCUGAUGCUGCUGGACGCGGAGAGCAUGGUGGCGGCGGCCGGCGUGCGCAACCCCACGCUCGCCCAGGCCAUGCAGCGCCUGCAGCGCACCGCCACCACCGGUGCCUGGGAGGACCGGGUGGUGGCGGUGUAUGCGCUGAUGACGGUGGCGCUGCGCUCAGGCGAGCCGUACCGCCUGCAGAUCUACGAGUUCUUCCACGCCCUCUUCUACGGUGGUGGCUCCUCCCGCAAGGCAACUCCAACGCCCCCCGCCCCGCCCCGCACACUCUCGCAUCGCUGCCUCCUGUCCUCUCCGUUCCCCCUCUCGUCAUGUCUUGCUCAUUCUCCCAGCCUGGCGGUGCGGGGCAUGGCGCUGGGCGUGUCGAACGGCGAGGACAGGGGCGCCAGUGGCACGGGGCUGGGGGGCAUCAUUGCACCGAUGCUGAGAGUGCUGGAUGAGAUGUACCGCUGCCAGGAUGUCAUGAUGCGUCAAAAGAAAGUAUUCCUUGAGCAAGGCAGUGGCCUUUGGUCUCUCCAUCUCGCCUCUAACCUCUCCACCUCGCUCUCCGUCCCUUGCCCGUCCCUCCACAGGGACAUUCGGCUGCACGAGUUCAGUGGGGAGGAGUGGCAGGAGGAGCAGCUGGAGCGCAUAUACGACAUGCAUGAGCGCCUCAUGGACCUCGCGCUGCUCUUCUGCUUCGUGCCGCGCCACAAGUACCUCCCCCUCGGCCCCAUGAGGCAAUUUUCUAUCACUGCAUUUAUGGCUUUUUGGCUCAUCCGUGUUCCUCACCUUCCCCCCUCGCCCUCCCUUGCCAGUGCGCGGCUGACAGCGCAGUACCGGGCGCGGCGGGGGAUGGAGGCGGGGGUGGGGCGCAGUGAGGCGGAGCUGAGGGCCACUCUCGAGGGGCUGCUGCGCCACACCGGCUCCGCCCCCAAGGACGCCGCCGUCUUCCCCCCGCUCACCCUCCUCGAACCCCUCGCUGACUUCCCCACUGCCAACACCCUCAAGGUGACGGACAUGCUGGGCGGCGGUGGUGACGAGAGCCUGUCGGUGCCGGCAACGCCGCGGCGGUACGAGGGCAUGGCGAGUGCGUUUGAUGCGGUGGCGGGCGACACAGGCAUGGCCAGCACCUUUGAUGACGUUUACGCGUCGUCGCUGCUCGAGGCUGAUGAUGAUGCUGAGGUGCCCUGCUCUCAUGCUCCUCAUGCUUCCCUGCCCUCAUUCGCGCUUUGCUCCCAUAGCAUGGUAAUGCUGUCCUUUACUUCCUGCAUCAUCCUUCCUCCCCUCAACUCUGUCUUUCUCCCUGUCCCCUACCCCCCACCCCCCUUUCGUUCCGCCAUGGUAUCAGAGCGAGGUGUCGGACGGCUCGGCAUCGCCCACGGCGUCCACCACAGCAGAGGCGUUUGGCAACAUCCGCAACUGGGUCCGCCCGCACGCACCUCUCUCCAACCAACUUCUCCCCCUGCCUUCCGUUAUUUCUGUCUUUUGUUGCCACUGCUGCCAUUUCUUGCCCUGCUGCCUCUCUCUCUCGCUGCCGCCUCUCUGCUACCCACGCGAUCUCUGCUGCCUGUCUACACAGUAUCCAUUUUUUCCCCGAUGUUCGAUGAGGAGAGCCUGUCAGGCGACAAGGGGGCAAGCGGAGCAUCAGCAGGGCAGUCGGCGGCGCAGGCAGGGCGGGGGAGGGGGGGCGAGGAGGAGGAGGACGAGGGGUACGACUACGAGGCGGAGCUGCGCAGGCGGGCAGGCGACAGCGGCGCAAAGCAGCGAGGCCGCGCGCUCUACGCCUUUAUUGCAGGCGAUGAGGACGAGCUGUCACUGAGUGUGGGGGAGGAGGUGGAGAUAGAGUACGAGGCGGACGGGUGGUACCAUGCCAGGAAGCUCAACCCCGCUGCCGAUGGCAAGCAGGCGGGUUUCGUGCCCGUGCUCUACCUUGACACGCGCUGA